Molecule: messenger RNA, 4423 nt
Organism: Sus scrofa (pig)
Lineage: Eukaryota; Metazoa; Chordata; Mammalia; Artiodactyla; Suidae
Source: RefSeq, a predicted model, not a curated record
UAUAAGGGGGAAAGUGGGCGGUGCAAAGGUGAGGCUGUGCUCAGCUCCCACACCCAGCAGUGCAGAUAGAUAACCUGCCCAUCGGGCUGGGUGCUGCUGUGCUGCUGUCCCCCGUGUGCUGGCACUGACCCUGCUCCCAGCCUCAGCUGUGCCAGGCCCAUGCAGCUGCUCAGGAUCCUCCGCCUCCUCUGGAUGCUUGGGGUCUCCCUGGGAGCCACAGGUGAGGGGGUGAAGUGGGGGAGGGCUGGGGAGACCCCCCCUGAUGUUUCAGGGCAGGGGUGUUGUGUGUGUGUGGCGGGGAGAUCUGAGAUCUAAGGGCAGACUGAGGAGGGGGUCCUCAGAGCUCCUGGUGCAGGGAGAACUGAGGGGAGGGGAGGAGAGGGGAGCUGGGUCCAGGGUGCCGCCGUUCACCUGAGAGGACGUUUGCAAGGGUCCGCGCUCGUAUCAGGAGGGUGGGAUGAUCUCUUUCUGGAAGACUGCUCUUCCCACUUUGACUCCGUUUGCUGAGCUCCUCUCCUCUUGUUGCUCCCGCAUCUUGAGUCCUGAUACUUCCUCCACCCGGACUCCAUCCCUCCCUUUACUUCCACGUUCAGCCCUCGGGAGAGACCCCGCCUCUGCCCCAGGCCCCCUCCUCUGGGGCAUCUCUGCCUUUGGUCUCAGUGCCCCCUCCCCAGCUCUGCUCCUAAGCCACCCCAUGUUUCUGGGCACUGCUGUCAUCGGCAGGUGGGCAGAUCCUGAUUGCUCCCAAAGGGUGGGUCCGAGGCCACCUGGUGGGGCGUCCUGCUCCUUCUCUCUCCCAUCCCUUAGGAACCCCGCAAUUCCUCUGCACUUCCCUUCCCUCUGCCCCCUGCCAUGUUGGCUCCUGACCCCCAACCCUAGACCUUCCCCACAAAAAAGUCCAUGGUCCAUCCUCUCAGUCGCCUCCAGGGCCACCUCCUGCCUAUUUAAGGGCUCUAUCCCAGGAAUCUUCACAAUCCCCUUCCCUGCCUCCCUGCCAGCCCAGCUAAGCCUAGAAGUAAAACCCCAGCUCCCAGAGCAAAGACAUGCUGAGAGUGAGGGGAGGAGGAAGCGAACCCCCGAGGGGGCAGGAGGUCUGGGUGCUUCCUGCUAACAAGUGGUGUGGCCACCACCCACCUCAGCGUUAUGAGGUCUUUGACCCCCACUCUCUCCACCUGUAAGAUGGGGUUGGCGAUAUCGUAGAAGGAGGGGCUCGUGCUCAUAAACUAGUUAACUCAGUGGCUGAAACAGACUAGGUGAUAGAAAAUAUGACUGUUUUUAGUAUGAACUCACUGCUACACCCGAAGGUCUCUGGGACUCAGGCCUGUCUGCUGAGUAUCUCUUUCUGGAAGUUUCCUUUUCUGUCCUGUUCUGCGGCCUGUGGGUGGUCCUCUCUCCUUGUCCCUCAAUCUCAUUGAAGUCUGAGCUUCAAUCUCUGUUUUUCCCUUUUUCUCUUUGCAAUUUUCCCCUCUGACUCCUCAUCCCCCAUGAUGCAUUCCCACCCUCAGCCCAGGCUUGGCUGGGGGCUGUUUCUCUCCAAAGAGGAGAGGCGCUCUCUCUCGGGUUUCUCUUCAGGUGGUAUAAAUCUUUCGCCUUUUGCCAAGAGGAGAGGCAGCCCGGACAGCAGUGGGUUGAAGGGAGGGGACAGAGGUGGGCCGAAGGGUGUGGGUGGAGAACCAGUGGGGACCAGGACGUCUGGUGGCAGGUGGAGGCGAGCGGAGAGAGCAGAGUUAAGAAAACGCGGGUGUGUGCGGAGGAAGGGCUGGCACUGGCAAGGGGAGGGGGCAAGACUCUCUGCUGAACCGCGUGCUCAGCACGGCCAUCCCAGGGCUGGGACUCAGACGAGGCGUGUGCGGGAUUAAGGCCACCCUCCACCCCAACUCCCCUGGGGGAGGCUGCCCCGGGGAGCAGACAGAUGCUGGCUUUCGGAACCGUGAAAGACCCCAGCUCCAAACGGCCUCUGCUGGGGGAAUAAGUGGCGGCAAUUCCCACCCUCUGUGAUAUGUAGCUGGAAAACGAAGUAGUGAGUAACCUAUGCGGCAUUAUGGUGACAAAGCAACCUACCAAUGAAUUGCUCUGUUCUACCAUCAAUACAGGAACUUCAGCCAUGGCCACAUCCACCUCUAAUGCACGUUUGCGUGCUUCCCUCAGCUCCCCACACUCCAAAGGCACAGCCGGGUGGCCACUGAGUACCCCUAAAACCACUUCUCCCACUCCUGACAGUAGGGAUCACAUACCUAUGGCUAUCUCCACCUCCCCUCGCUCGAAAUCCAUUUCUAAAACCUUGCUCAAACCGCCAACUGAUUCCAACACCUCAGCAAUCCACACGCCCAAGUUUGUCUUCAAGGUCGAAACCACCCCACCGACCUUGGUUGUCUAUAAGGGCACGACAGAGUGCGUCAAUCCAUUGAGCUUUACGGUCACUACCACUUACGCCCCCACCACCUGCAUGACACGGACCCAAGUGUCCUUCACCAGCUCUUACACCGCCCCACCUGUGACAGGGAAGCCACAGACAACCAGAACCAGUACCCACCCUGUGACAGCUACCAAGCGAGUCACCUCAGCCGUGACCAAUUCUCCCACCAUCACCACUCUGGGGAAAACUCUCGCAACCACGGCCCAUGCCUCGUCCUUUGUCCCGACCACCGCCACGACCCUAGACACUCUGAUCUCCUCUCUGACUGGUACCAUGGAAAACACUACCCCAACUGCUGCAACUGUCCGCACAACUCAGUCUCCUACCCCAACCGUCGUGUCCACCUCUGCUACUACCCCUUCUCUAACUACUAAAAACACUUUGAUGACAACAGUGACUGAUAAAAGUGCCUCUCCCACCACCAGUAGUCCCUUGAUUACAACCACUACUUCAUUUCCAAACAAGGUCAGUACAUUUAAAACAACUACAGCCACCACGCAUGCACCUUCCUCAACUGAUAUAGUAGCAACACAUAUGGCACCAGUUAUACAGGCUGCUCCUGAAGCUACCACUGCACUAAGUGCACCAAAAGCAACUCCUUCACAUGCAAUGAGCUCUGUGAAAACGACACUUAUUUCAAUGACUGACAUUCCCAGAGAAAUUCUCACCACAGGAAUUGCUUCUAUUUCUUCAAACAUGUCUUCUAUCAUUCCCACAGACACAAUGAUUUCUACCACACGGACCGCGUCCAAAGCAAGCCCUGUGCCAGCCAACACUGAUGCAUACACGACAUCCACUACCAAGGGAUAUCCCUCCACCACUGCAGCCACCACAGAAACAGGCAAGAUGAGGGGUACAGCCGCUCAAGCUUCAUCCACUUGGGAAACCACAUUUAUCCCCACCACUGACACGUCCAAAGAGCCUCUCACAACAGCAAUCACUGCCACUCCACCAAUCAUAUCAGACACUCCCACAAUUAAAAUCCAUAAUCUGACGUCCAUUACAACUAGGUCAAUGACCACCAAUGCCUUGACAUCAAAUGUGAGGAUGCCUCACUCAUCGGUACUUGCAACAACCAAAGAAACAGUCCCCUCAUGGACCUCAAACAUUAAGCCUCUGUCCACCCUAAUGACCACAACCCCAAUCACCCAUGCCACAUCCACCUCUUCAUCACUAACAAGAAACGCCAAAGCCACAAGUAUGCCUACCACUAGGUCACUCAAAAUCAGAAUAAAACGUGCAUCCACAUAUACUUACAGGAGGAUAACGGAAAUACCACGAAUUAAAACGACAUCCCACGCCACGAUAUACAAAACACAAAAUAUAUACACUACCACGAGAAAAAAUGAUAUCAGUCCAAAAAUAACAGUCAAAACCACAAGCCAGGAGAAAUAUGGAAAUCCGUCAGAAGCGGAUAAAUCCAAAUAUAAAACCCAAACGGUCUCACCCAAAAAUAUGACAAUAGAAAAAACCACAAAUACAAAAGAUAGCUACACUUUAAGAAAAACACAAAGUAUUGUAAAUACCAAAAAUCCAAAUAUUCUGACCGAAAUACAAAAUCUAACAAAGAAAAUCUAUUAUUCUCUAACAAAAAACAAAACAGAAACUAUAACAGAACUACACACAACCAUAUACAAAACCACGAGGGAAGCCAAAACACUCAGGGUCACCACGGCCGCCCCGGGCACUCCACACAGCGCCCCGGCCGUCACCUCCGCCUCCGCCUCCGCCUCCCCCUCGGCGCCCGGCCUCCCAGCCACAGCCCCGGCCACCACCACCACCACCACCGCCACCAGCGCCGCCUCCGCCCCGUCCACGGGGGCCCCGACCCCCACGGCCGCCCUGGGCUCCACGCUCGCUCCCCCCCGCGGGGACCUCCUCCGGGGGCUCCUCUCCCGCCCCGACCGCCGGUACCCGGGCCACCCAGGCCCCGAGUGCCACCUCGGCGGUGGCGGCCGGCUCCAGCUCCGCUCCGCCGCGCCCCACCUCCGCCACCCCGGCCACUGA